AGCCGAACAGGAAAUGCAAAAGGUCAGGUUACGCAUGGCAGUGGGUUCCAGGUGCUCAUAAAACCAUCGUUCCUCAGGAGUGAACACACACAGUUUCCACAAGAUGAAGGUCUUCCAGAGCACGCUCCUUGGGGUGCUCUUGGCUCUGUCCCUCACAGGUGCUCAGGAGGUUAAACAACCCCCUGCAAAAGAAUGCAAGACCCGUUGGUUUGACCGCGACAAUCCUUCCGGGACUGGGGACUACGAACUCCUGUCCCAGUUCUGGGAUGAAAAUCCCCACAUCAUCUGCCCCCAGCCACUUGCCAUUGAGGUCCAGACAGUGGACGGGAUUCCGGCAUCUGAGACUGGGCAGAAGUUUUCUGUGAAUGAUGCCACCAGUGGCUUUGCUUGUAUCAAUGCCCAGCAAGAAAAGGGCAAGUCAUGCCGUGACUAUCAAGUGCGCUUCAUUUGCCCGGAAGCCUACUGUCCUACUGCCUCCAGCUCUCCAGCAACAUUGACACCAGAGACUUUACCUCCUGCUCAGACCUUUCACCCUGAACCAGAGCCAACCCCCAGUGCUGAGGGUCAGAAGGGAGUCCCCAGUCCCCAGGCUCCACUGGGACCAGAGACGACUUUACCUCCAGUCCAGACACCUCAGCCUGGACCAGAACAAACCACCAGUGCUGAGAGUCAGAAAGGAGCCCCCACUCCCCAGGCUCCAUUGAGACCGGAGACAACUUUACCUCCAGUCCAGACACCUCACCUUGGACCAGAACAAACCACCAUUCUGAAGGGAGAGCCUACUCCCCAGGUUCCAUUAAGACCAGAAACAACAUUCCCUCCAGCCCAGACACCACACCUUGGACCAGAAGAAACCACCAUUCUGAAGGGAGCUCCCACUCCACAGGUUCCAUUGAGACCAGAGACAACUUUACCUCCAGCCCAGACACCUCACCCUGGACCAGAACAAACCACCAUUCUGAAGGGAGAACCCACUCCCCAGGUUCCAUUGAGACCGGAGACAACUUUACCUCCAGUUCAGACGCCUCACCCUGGACCAGAAGAAACCACCAUUCUGAAGGGAGAGCCCACUCCCCAGGUUCCAUUAAGACCAGAAACAACAUUCCCUCCAGCCCAGACACCUCACCUUGGACCAGAACAAACCACCAGUGCCGAAGGUCAGAAAGGAGCUCCCACUGCCCAAGCUCAAUUGGGACCAGAGACAACUUUUCCUCCAGCUCAGACACCUCAACCUGGACCAGAAGAAACCACCAGUGCUGAGAGUCAAAAGGGAGUUUGCAAUACACGCUGGUUUGACGAAGAUGAUCCUUCCGGAACUGGGGACUACGAAUUCUUCUUUGACAUCUUGGACAAGUAUCCCAAUGACAUUUGCUCUGAACCAACAGCUAUAGAGGUCCAGACAUUGGAUGGGACCCCAGCUUCUGAGACUGGACAGAUAUUUACUACGAAUGAUGCUCGCACUGGCUUUUCCUGCAUCCAUGCCUCCCAGGGAAAAGGCGAGCGCUGUCAUGACUACCAGGUGCGAUUUAGCUGCCCACUGUCUUUCUGCUCUGGUGGUGAGAUCCCAUCCACCCCGGGACCAGAACCUGUUACACCUCCUGCCCCAACUCCCACCUUGAAACAAGUUGAAAGCAGUCCAGAAAUCCCAGUGAAAGGUGGUGAAAUCCUAUCCACACCAGGUCCAGAGCCAGUAACAUCUCCUGCCCCAACUCCAACCUUGGAAGAAAUUAAAGGCAGUCCAAAAAUCCCAGUAAAAGAGUCUCCUUCCACUUGCAAGACCCGCUGGUUUAACGAAGACAAUCCUUCGGGUGAUGGGGACCAGGAACUCCUUUUUAACCUCAUUCAGAUGCACCCUCAGGAGAUAUGCAGAAUGCCACUCGCGAUCGAGGUCCAGACUGUGGAUGGGAUCCCAGCUUUGAAGGCUGGGCAACCGAUUGCUGUGCAUGAUGUCAUCACUGGCUUUUCCUGCAUCAAUGCUGAACAAGUGAAAGGGCAACUCUGCUACGACUACCGGGUACGGUUCACCUGUUCAGCACCCUUUUGCUCCAGUGAGAUCCCUCCCACCUCGGGACCAGAGCCUGUUACACCUCCUGCCCCAACUCCCACCUUGAAACAAGUUGAAAGCAGUCCAGAAAUCCCAGUGAAAGGUGGUGAAAUCCCAUCCACACCAGGUCCAGAGCCAAUAACAUCUCCUGCCCCAACUCCAACCUUGGAAGAAAUUAAAGGCAGUCCAAAAAUCCCAGUAAAAGGUGGUGAGAUCCAGUCCACACCAGCACCAGAGCCCGUUACACCUCCUGCUCCAACUCCCACCUUGGAGCAAGUGCAAAGCAGUCCAAAUAUCCCAGCAAAAGGUGACCAGAAUCAACCUGGGGCAGGAUUAGAGCCUGUUACCCUUCUAGCCCCAACUGCUGUCUCUCCAGAAGUGAAAACUGGGUCCCAAGUUCAAGAGCAAGCUUGCAAGACAAAUUGGUUUGACCGGGAUAAUCCUUCUGGGACUGGGGACUACGAACUCCUUUCUGAUAUCAUGGAUGAAAAUGAAAUUGACACAAUCUGUCUUGAUCCAAUUGCAAUUGAGGUCCAGACAGUGGAUGGGAUCCCAGCUUCCGAGACUGGGCAACAGUUUGCUGUGAAUGAUUCUACCCGCGGAUUUGCCUGCGUCAAUGCCCACCAGGGAAAAGGCGUCAUCUGCCUUGAUUAUCAGGUGCGGUUCACCUGUCCUGAUUCCUUCUGUGCAGGAAAAGGCCAGCCUGGGGUGGAAUCCACAUCUGCUGUGACUGCUGCACCUGUACUAGCAACACAGGAAACGAACCAGUUCCCCACUCAAGGCCAGGAUCAGUCUGGGCUGACGCCUGCAGCUAGCACACCUGUUGACUCUCUGCCUGUGCAGACAACGACAGCUAAUACCCCCAUUGACACUGUGCCAGUCCAAACGACUCCCCAAAGCCCUGCACCAGUUUGCAAGACAAAAUGGUUAAACAGGGACAAUCCCAGUGCAACUGGGGACUAUGAGCUGAUAUACUACCUCAAAAAGGACUAUCCAAAAGCCAUUUGCAACAAGCCAAUUGCUAUCGAGGUCCAAACUGUGGAUGGAAUCCCAGCUUCUCAGACAGGACAGAUAUUUUCCAGGAAUGAUGCAGUCAAUGGGUUCGCUUGCAUCAAUGCCCAGCAAGGAAAAAGGGGUGUCUGCCACGACUAUAAGGUCCGGUUUACCUGCCCAGACUCUUUCUGUUCAGGAAAUGCCCAAAAAGGUGUGAAGGAGGAAUCCCCAUGAGCAGUCAGCUGCAGUCUUCAGUUUCUACCCAUCUCUGGAAGAAGGUGGCGUCUUCUCAUUCAUCCUUCUUGCUGCCGGCCUAUGGCUCAUACUUAAUGCAAUAAAGUCUCAAACGCAACCCCCAA
This is a messenger RNA of Podarcis raffonei (Aeolian wall lizard), 3396 nucleotides long. Its product is annotated as mucin-5AC-like. The transcript is spliced from 30 exons. NCBI's taxonomy places the organism in Eukaryota, Metazoa, Chordata, Lepidosauria, Squamata, Lacertidae. Bases 104 to 3271 code for a protein of 1055 amino acids. The record is from RefSeq and is a predicted model, not a curated record.